This is a messenger RNA of Ordospora colligata OC4, 552 nucleotides long. RefSeq names its product glutathione peroxidase. Gene Ontology annotation, biological process: response to oxidative stress. The transcript has a single exon. Gene Ontology annotation, molecular function: glutathione peroxidase activity. The coding region runs from base 1 to 552 and encodes 183 amino acids. Lineage: Eukaryota; Fungi; Microsporidia; Ordosporidae. The record is from RefSeq and is a predicted model, not a curated record.
AUGAUGAGUGAUGAAUCAGCAGCUUUUUAUAAACUAAGUGCAACAAAAUGGAAUGGAGAUAAGAUUGAUUUUUCAGCAUUUGAAGGCUUUGUUUUGUUGAUUAUUAAUGUGGCAUCUAAAUGCAAGCUUGCUCCUAAGAAUUACGAGAAUUUUGCAAUGCUACUAGAAAGGUACUAUGAUAAAGGACUGAGGAUUCUCUUGUUUCCAUGCAACCAGUAUCUUAGCCAAGAGCCAGAGGACAUCAAUAAAAUACAUGAUAAGGUUUUUGACUACCUAAAAGGAGAUAACAAUGAAAAAGAUUUAAAUAAUAACAAUGAAAGAUUUGAGUUGUUUGAUAAGGUUGAUGUGUACGGGGAUAAUAAACAUGAAGUCUUUAAUCAUUUGACUAAAACCAAAAAUGGCAAGGGAAUAUUUAAUCUAAACUUCAUUAAGUGGAACUUUGAGAAAUUUCUUGUUGAUCGUUCAGGAAAGGUAGUAAAGAGGAUUUCGCCUUAUAAUACGAUUGAUGUGGAUGAUAAGUAUCUUCUGAACUGUAUCAAUAAUACAAAUUGA